Molecule: messenger RNA, 327 nt
Organism: Clonostachys byssicola
Lineage: Eukaryota; Fungi; Ascomycota; Sordariomycetes; Hypocreales; Bionectriaceae
Source: the annotation of a GenBank genome assembly
AUGUUUCCGACCGCACCAAAUCUGCUCACGCUCAUCGUCAAUCUCGACCAGCAGGUAUUCUCGACUGGCCCCUCCUGCGGCGCUGUGGGGCCCUCCGACAAGCUUCCCCGGAUUCUGCCCCAGACGGCAAACAGCUGGUUGCAGGCUGACGGCGCUAAGGCAGAGCGCCGACCCACUGUAGUGCAGCGACUUACUGAGCUGCGCGCUGGAAUAGGUACAGCAAGUCACCAGGCCCUCCCGCCCCAGUGCUCCGAGUCAGAGUCACGCGAUCUGGUUGCGCCAGCAUGGAACACGCUGUCUCUGCACCUCCGGCACCUGGGAGCUUAG